Physella acuta is the source of this 2790-nucleotide messenger RNA. RefSeq names its product transcription factor Sox-2. Gene Ontology annotation, cellular component: nucleus. Gene Ontology annotation, molecular function: RNA polymerase II cis-regulatory region sequence-specific DNA binding; DNA-binding transcription activator activity, RNA polymerase II-specific. Gene Ontology annotation, biological process: negative regulation of transcription by RNA polymerase II; positive regulation of transcription by RNA polymerase II; brain development. NCBI's taxonomy places the organism in Eukaryota, Metazoa, Mollusca, Gastropoda, Physidae. The record is from RefSeq and is a predicted model, not a curated record.
UGUCGAAUGGAAUCGCCCUAGCCAUUGCCUCUGAAUGCCACAAAGAUUUAUCAUUCUAUCUACACAGUUGACGGGAGAGGGUGAAAGGAGCUAUUGAGGACCCACACAGGCGAUUAUAUGUGAGCGCUUUUUUCCACUUCCUUUUUCUAGGUAUUCAAACGGCUGUAGUGUCCCCUGACUCAAAGGACGAAGGACUUGUGUCCUGUUCAGCUUUGACCAUCCAUUGAUUGUUGAUUUUGUACAUCAGGAUUUUGGGUCAGCAUACAAUACAACACUUGCACAACUUGCUUGUUUAAUUUGUUCAGUUCGGAGAUCGAAGUUUGGAUUAUAUCGAUUGAUUUUUUGCGGAUACUACAGAUGAUCUUGACCUGAGACAUCUCUCGCUGCCCCACCUCAUGCACUCUCUGACCUCGUGAGCACCUGGGUCAUUUCACCCGGUGACCUUCACCUUGAUCUCUGGAGAUCUUGGAUAUAGUUGCUGACAAUUAGCUCGGACACCUGACACUAACCUCGUACCAGCAGCCUCUACACCUGACACUAACCUCAUGUUUCCUGGAUAGUAGAGUCGCCACUGGCAACUACACCGACGCCACUGCAGAUAUCACCUUGUACACUCGGCCACCAACCACCCAGUCACUCACUGACAGGUUGGCAACCAACUAAACCAGACUCUCCUUCCCAGAAUUCCUUUUUAUUUUCCUCGGGUUGACCCACAUACGGCCUCAAAAUUUUCUACCCAAGUUUUGACCCCCGUGAUCCUCGGGAUCCCCGUGACCCCUACCGGUCCAAGAUGAUGAUGAUGGAGCAGGAUAUGAAGCCGCCCAUCCUGCACCAGCCGCAGUCGCAGCUCCCGCCCGUCAGCAGCGGGCCGCAGGUGCACCAGUCGCACCACUCCAUGCACCCCCAACAGACGUCGCCGCGCCCCGGGUCAGGGGGGCACACGGAGCUCCCCCAGACCAACCACGGCGGCGGCGCCCCCAAUGGCGGGAGUCCUACCAACAACAACAACAACAACAACAACACGACCAACUCUAAAAACAACAUGGACCCCAGCCGCGUCAAGCGACCAAUGAACGCCUUCAUGGUUUGGUCACGUGGACAGAGGCGCAAGAUGGCGCAGGAAAACCCCAAGAUGCACAACUCUGAGAUCAGCAAGAGGCUGGGGGCGGAGUGGAAGCUGCUCAGUGAAGCGGAGAAGCGGCCAUUCAUCGACGAGGCCAAACGUCUGCGGGCCAUCCACAUGAAGGAACACCCCGACUACAAGUACAGGCCACGUAGGAAGACGAAGACCCUGAUGAAGAAAGACAAGUACGCGCUGCCCGGCAUGGCCAACCCUGCCAUGGCCCAGGUUGGCCGCGACCCAUCGGGGAUGUACCCCACCCACAUGAACUCGUACAUGGCCAACGGGUACGCCGCCCACAUGAUGGGCGACCCUAACGCCUACCAACAAAUGGCCGGUCAUUUGCCCGGACUUUCGCCGGCCGGAUAUUACCCAGGAUUUAACACGCAAGCUAUGCAGAGCCAGGUCACGAGCGGUAGCUACAUGAACGGGGCCAACAGUUACAACAUGAGCAUGGCCCAGAUGGCGCCCUACGCCGCCCACAACAUGUCACCCACGCCCCAGGGUCACUCCAGUACCCCCGGCAUCAAGCGGGAGUCAGUGACCCCCACCCAGGGACAGGGCGCCGCCCCGGCUCACACAGGCUCCAGCAAAUCUCCGUACCCAACCCCGACGGCAGCACAGACCGGCAACGAGAUCCGGGAGUUCAUCUCCAUGUACCUCCCGCCCGGCCAGUCUGACCACGGUCUGGGGAACGAAUCCCACUCAGCAGCUGCCUUCGCAAGGUUACAACAGAUGCAGUAUUCCAUGAACGGACACCAUCUCUCCAACUCCUCCGACAACAGCACCGUUCCCCUCUCGCACAUGUAGGUCAGCAGCAGCCUGCAUCUCUACAGGACUGGCGCCUGCUACAGGGCGCCGUGUACAUUGCUCAGCCUUGACCUCUGGCUAAAACUGUUUGACCUAUGCUGGCCAGGUGGCCUAAACGAGUGCUGGCCAAAAAAUGACCCCACUCAAACGACCUCAAGACGGGAAUAACUAGAGUUGAGAAAAUAUUCGCUCACCACAGGGGCAGAUAAUCGCGGGGUUACAGGGCAGAUAAACAAUGGGUGGGGGGCCACAACUCUAGCUCUUGAAGGUAAAAAGUUUCCAAAUUUCUGAUUGACUUAGUGGAAAGUUAGUGUCGACAUGCCAAUGGAACCUCUGGCACCAGAAGAUUUUAAUUAGUUUUUGUCAUCAGGCUAAUGUAUGUCGAGACAUGAAUGACAUUUCCCAAAGUUAAAUCGACCUAAAUUAAAUUAGGAUGAUGUAAUACGUUGUGUGCAGGCUUAACGCUUGACAUAACGUUUGUGAUCUCAAACUCAAAUGAUUUCAAACUGCCAUAUUUUAACUUCCGUGAGAAGAAAAUCUUCGGAGAAUUAAAGCUCUACUGAUCUCAAUUGUACAUGCUUAUGGAAAGCCACAAUUGUCACAUUUUUGUUUCUUUUCCAAUUGUACGGUAAGCCGAAAGGCCACUUUUCGAUUUACAAACAAAAAAGAUUUUUUUGUAACAAUUUUUUUUGUUCCCGACAAAACAGAGCAAAUAAUUAACGCGCCGAUGACAUUUCAAUUAGGGUAAUUAGGGUAAUUAGCGCAAUCGUCGGCUACAGAAGCAAGAGACAAGCGUGAUACUGUGCGCGUGCUCUGAAAGGUGAGCAGUUAAACGACCUCUGUGGUGUUAGGACCAGGGG